GUAUUUUAGGCAUAAGGCACCAACAUUGUGUCUUCACGGUUUGCCUUAAAGCCAAUAUAAAAGCCAACAGCCGUUGCUGAGUAACAGUUUAAAAGCAUAACGUUUCCGCUCAAGACGUCUCGUUUGGAGCUUUUUUCCACAGGCUCUGUUUGUGAGGCCUAAAGUUUGGGUUUAGUUUUUUUUUAUUAUUGUUGAGAGGGAAAGGUUCGUGAUUUAAAUCAAAAGUGUCCAAGUGCGUGUCCUAAGCCCAAGGUGUUAGUGUGAGGGGGAAUAACAUCAAUUGGAGGUUAAUUGGAGCAUAUAAAUGAUUGAAGUGUAAAUUGGAUUUAAGCCAUCAACGACUCCCAAUUAGUGGUGCAGAGAUCUUCCCAUUUUUGGCCGUAGCACCAUCAUCAAACAGCAAAUAAAAUGUCUAAGGUGUUUCUAGUGAUUGCGCUCGUGAUGGUGGCCAAUGGAGUGUUGGACGCCAAGAGUGCAGACAAGAACGCCAAGAAGGCCUUCUCAGCUAAACCCACCAAAGGUCCCAAAUCCGUUGUUGAGCAAUUCAGCGGACUACCAGAGGAUGAUGUCAAGUUCAUCAAGGAACUGGACAAACAAUUUAAGCUCCACGGAGACAAAAUCAAAAUCAGAAUUGAGAGGGACAAUAGCACAGCUGCUGCAGGAUCCGGGAAAAACUCCAAGAGAGGUCUAGAUGGAGAUCUUGGGUACGGUUUCCAUCGAAAUCGCAGACCUGGACCGAAUUUCUUCUUCUCAAAGCCAAAAUUGGAGUUCUACCCUUACUCCCAAGAGGAUAUCCCACCACUACCUCAUGUAGCUCAGCAGCAACUUCAGCAGCAACAAUUCCACCAGCAACUUCAUCACCGAAAUCGUCAGAGGCUAAACUAUCAAGCCAGACCUCAACCCUUCACCCAUGUUGAGAUCCAACCCUCGCCUGGCUAUGAAAUCAAGGAGAAUACCUUUGACCAUCCACCACCGCCCCAACCUCCCCAACCCUACCAUCAGGACUUCCAGCCGCAGCAAAUUUAUGCAGAACCUGUGAUUGUUCUCAAGAUUCCCGGACCUCAAAAGUAUGCUGCUCACUUGAAGGUCCUUCUUCAGCAGUACUUAGAACUGAGAGCAGCUCAGUACAUCCAAGAACUACAGCAGCAAGAACAAGCCCAUCUACAUGGAAAUGCCGUUCAGGAGACCUAUGUUGAGGAACACAUCCCAGAAACAAAUGCCCAUACCUUAGGGACCCAGCCUAUUGUUCCUCAUGAAGUCUACGGACCUCCUGGACAUCAGGAAACAAGCUAUGUACAUCAAGAACAUCAGGAAGUUCCCGUUGAGCAAGCCUAUGAAGCACCCCAGCAAGUCCAGGCUGUUUACGAAGAGCAUCAACAGGGCCAAGCUGUCUACGAAGAUCACCAACAGGGUCAAGGUACCUAUGAGAACCAUCAGCAAGGACAGGUCGUCUACGAAGAACAUCAGCAAGGACAGGCUGUUUAUGAAGCUCCUCAGCAGGGCCAGGCUGUCUAUGAAACCCAUGAAGUUCACUAUGCACCCCAACAAGCCGUCUUCAUCAACCAGAAUCUGUACCAACAGGACCCAAGGCACGCUUAUCAAGGACCAGCUUACCUCCCAGCUCCUGAUCAACCCGCUGAACAACAGUACUACUACCAACAGCAAGAGCAGCAUCAUCAUGGAGAAGACGACCUGCCCACAUCAGAAAACUACCCCAGCGAGCACCACACAAGGGUUGUCUUCACGAAAGAACUCCAGAAAGCAGUAACUCCCAGCACGACUCAUGUUGAGUACCAGCAGGAGUAUCAGGGUCCCGUUGAAGCCCAUUCCACUGUGGCCCCUGUAGCCUUCCGUGCCCAGGAAUACUACCAGCCACAUGAGAUGGAAGUGGAUGUGCAUGGAGAGGAGGGUGUUGUGGCCAUCACACAGAAACCCUUCAACUAUCACAGUCACGUGAGUUCCAGCACGACGCUGAGUCCGUCCAAAAGUGCCAAGCGGGAUGCUCCUCCCUUCACGCAGGAGCAAUUCAAGAAGCUGAGCAAGUUGGUGCACAAGCUCAAGAGGAAACAGGAAGGCACUGAAGAUAGUACUUAAAUUCCUUUCGCCAGCGAGAUGUGUAAAUAGGAAGUCUCUAAGCAUUUAUUUAUUUUCUUCACCUUCCCUCUAAAUAGGACAAGCUUAACAUGUAAGAACUAAGAAUUAAAGAAUAAAGAGCAGUUUUGUACAGACAGGA
This is a messenger RNA of Phlebotomus papatasi, 2233 nucleotides long. RefSeq lists its product as uncharacterized. The transcript has 4 exons. Bases 409 to 2094 code for a protein of 561 amino acids. NCBI's taxonomy places the organism in Eukaryota, Metazoa, Arthropoda, Insecta, Diptera, Psychodidae. The record is from RefSeq and is a predicted model, not a curated record.